Molecule: messenger RNA, 2048 nt
Organism: Fomitiporia mediterranea MF3/22
Lineage: Eukaryota; Fungi; Basidiomycota; Agaricomycetes; Hymenochaetales; Hymenochaetaceae
Product: DNase I-like protein
Exons: 6
Coding region: 39-2048 (669 amino acids)
Biological process (GO): base-excision repair
Cellular component (GO): nucleus
Molecular function (GO): phosphoric diester hydrolase activity; double-stranded DNA 3'-5' DNA exonuclease activity; zinc ion binding
Source: RefSeq, a predicted model, not a curated record
GCCUACCAUCGUUUUCCGUUUGUUUGCCAUGCCUUGCAAUGAGGUUGCUCACAUGGAACAUAAACGGAAUUCGCACUCUUCCACAGUAUCAUCCUUGGAACACACUCAAGUCUGGAGACGGUAUCCUCAAUGAGCUAGGUGCGGAUAUUAUUUGCUUCCAAGAGGUCAAAUCCACGCGUCAAACCAUAGACAAAAGUGUCGCUCUGCCAGAGUCCUACGAUGCUUUCUUUUCCUUCCCCGCUAUAAAAGGAGGUUACAGUGGUGUCAGCGUCUGUACCAAGUCUUCGCGGGUUGUGCCGCUCAAGGCAGAAGAAGGCAUCUCGGGACGCUUACAGUCUGGGCUGAAGCCUCCUUUAUCCGCAGAAGAGCGAAUAUCUCAAGUCAUUCCGGACGCACAUGAGAUGGUACUUUUGGAAGAUGAAGCAUCAAAGACACAUAUGGAUCUAAUAGAAUUAGACAAGGAAGGCCGGGCUCUCAUGCUCGAUUUCGGACUCUUCGUUCUCAUCAACGUUUAUUGUCCCAACGAAACGUCGGAUGCUCGGCUGCCAUAUAAAAUGAAUUUUCACCUUUUGCUUCAGGAGCGGGUACGCCUACUUACGGAGGUCGACAAGCGGGAGGUUAUUGUCGUUGGAGACAUUAAUGUCUGUGCUGCCCCUAUCGAUCACUGCGACGGUGAGCUUCCGAGUAACAAGGAAGAGUUCUGGGUACAUCCAGCGCGAAAAUGGUUUCACGAGUGGCUUCAUCCUAUAGGUCCCAUGUACGAUAUUGUACGGAACUGUUGGCCGGAAAGAAAGGGAAUGUAUACCUGUUGGAACCAGAAGAUAGACGCUCGGACAACUAACUACGGCACCCGGAUUGACUAUUUCCUUCUCACUAAGGGUCUACUACCAUGGUUUAAGCAUGGUGAUAUCCAAGCCCACGUGAAGGGCUCUGACCAUUGCCCAGUAUAUAUUGACCUACACGACCAAAUUACGGACGAAGGCGGCGACACACUGUACUUAAAAGAUAUGCUCAAGAUGAAUGGCGAAAAACGCGAUCCGCCGAGACUGGCAACCAAGUUCUGGGUGGAAUAUUCAGGCAAACAACAAGUAUUGUCGAGUUUCUUCGGAAAGAAAGCUGCAACAGCUUCAGAGUCGGAUUUGGCGAUUGCCUCAACCGUUUCUAUCCGUCCAGCGUCUGGGAAGUCGAGUACAGUCGCUUCUACACCUGCAACCACAGAUUCUGGGAAAACGAGAGAGAUUGAGUCCCGCGAAAUAUCAAAGGCAGAUGAAUCCAAGUCGUAUAACCAAGAGGCUAUAUUUCCUCCGCCUGUACCCGAAGAAAAGAUAGCGAGGUCGUCCACUUCAUCAAAUCUCACCAUCAUAUCCUCUACCAAUGACCCUCAUUCGAAUGGAUCGCUUAGCUCUGCAACUGUGGCUGCGGAGGCUGCACCACCUCUGAAACGUAAAAAAAUGCAAGCCGACAGUAACUACCCUGCACAAGCACCCAAGAAAUCAAAGAAGGGUAACUCCGCCCCAAAGUUAAAAGGAAAAGAAAGUACGACUGCCCAGAUGAAACUGUCUUCUUUCUUCUCUGGCCCGACGUCUUCGCAAAGCCAGGCCGACGUAGAUGACAAGGAAGAAGAAAGUCCAAUCCGAUCACAAAAGUCGGAAGUCAUUGAUGUUGAUGCACUUCUGAACGAUUCGGACGCUUUAACUGUUCAGUCAGAAGUGCAAUUAUCGCCUCCGGUGACUGUGCCUGGGUCGUCGCGGACGGAAAAGGGGAAUAAUUCGCAUACAUGGUCUACACUCUUCGCACGUAUUGAGCCGCCGAAAUGCGUCGUACAUGGUGAGGCUUGCAGGGAAUUUACAGUGAACAAACCUGGCCCUAAUAAAGGGAAAGCAUUCUUUAUUUGCGCUCGACCCGUAGGACCAGGAUACGAUGCUGGAAAAGAUAGGCGACUACGAGAAGAAGUAAACUCUCAGUACAGAUGUAAUUUCUUCAAGUGGAGUAGUGAAGUGAAAAGGGAGGCUCUGCGUGAAGCGGAUAAAAGGAACGGGAAAAGCUGA